AUCAGAGAUUACUCAAUUGAUCUUUACCCCGACCCAUCAUGUUCCGCUUCCAGUCUGCACGCGCACUUCAAGGCUCCACCCUCUCCCGUGCAGUCAUCGCUCGGCCUCAAUUCUUCUCGACAACACCGUCUCGCUUCGCUCAGAAGGAUGCGCAAGACAAAGACUCGCUGAAACCACGCUCGACCGAGUACAGCAAAUCUGGAUCAGACGAUAGCGCAGCACACUCAGACGCAGCUUUCAACCCCAACAAGACAAGCCCUGAAGAGGCAGAGAGGACCGCCGAGAAGGAGGCAGGCGGAAAGCAGAACAGCAUGAACGUCAGCCCUGGAAACAAGGAGAUCAGCGACCCGAAUAGCCCUGAUGUAGGAGGCAACGGAGGAGCACCGGAGAAGAAGAGCAGCGGCGGAGGCAGUGCGCCUAAGAACAGCUCAGGAUGAUUGGUAUGGUAGUGUGAGGAUUCUACAUGGAGCCAAGACUACGCACGCCCAGGAAUCUUACGGUGCUUAUAACGCCCAAUAGCAUAUGUGACACUUUUCAAAGGAACAUCAACGAGCAUCACAGCGCUGUUACGACAAUCGCGCGGUACUAGGCGUAUAGUGGGGAGUUUGUAAAUAGAGCAUCUGGAAAACAGAUUCUGUGCCACAAUUACCUCCGUUUGAACAUUUUUCUCUCACUCCGUCCCAAGCCAACCCUGCAGAUUUUCAGUCAAUGCUGCGCAAAUUCGGCUAAAGCAUC
Molecule: messenger RNA, 735 nt
Organism: Pyrenophora tritici-repentis Pt-1C-BFP
Lineage: Eukaryota; Fungi; Ascomycota; Dothideomycetes; Pleosporales; Pleosporaceae
Source: RefSeq, a predicted model, not a curated record